Molecule: messenger RNA, 1937 nt
Organism: Portunus trituberculatus (swimming crab)
Lineage: Eukaryota; Metazoa; Arthropoda; Malacostraca; Decapoda; Portunidae
Product: fer3-like protein
Exons: 4
Coding region: 285-908 (207 amino acids)
Biological process (GO): regulation of transcription by RNA polymerase II
Molecular function (GO): RNA polymerase II cis-regulatory region sequence-specific DNA binding; protein dimerization activity; DNA-binding transcription factor activity, RNA polymerase II-specific
Source: RefSeq, a predicted model, not a curated record
UUAGUGUGACGGACAGGAUCGGACUAAAGUUAAGAGUGAAAUCGCGUGUGAAAUUAGAUAUAGAGUGGACUAAGUGUCUUAUCCCGUGUGCGCAACAACCAUCAGUACGUGUGAGGGUCAACUUUACGAAAUAGGGCAGAAAGAUAAAGUUCUUUUGAAGGAGGGAAGAAAGGCAAGAGCCAUCACACACACGGGGCCAACACAGAGAGAGGGCUCUUUGUGGCUCCGGUCUCAGUCAUGAAGAUUCACGGUGACUGACAUUUCCUACAUGUACCAAGUCGGACAUGGACUUUUCUUUGGCGGGUCACUACACAGCCUGCAGCUACAUGACCUCGGCUGACCUGGUGACUCGUGAUCCCCGCCUGCUGACCUCCCCUGACCUGCGGGUGGCAGCACUGCACGCCGCACCAAGACCAGAUUUUGUCAAGCACGAGCUCGCGAGGUCAGAGCUCAGUCGGCGGCUGGAGUUCCGGCCUGCGCAGGACUUCACGAGCAGAUCUGAUUUGUUGGUGCGGCGCGACCUGGCCAGGACUCAGGAAGGCUCGGCAGGCCACCAUAGGGAGGAGAGGACAACCACAACCGUCAAGCAAGAGAGCCGGCCUUCAGACAUAGAGAACGACCCUACCUGUGUGCUGGCUGACGCGGCCCCAACCAGGAGGACACGGGAGAGGGAGAGCGUCCUCGCCAUGACCAAGGAGGAGCGGCGGCGGCGGCGACGCGCCACUCUCAAGUACCGCACGGCGCACGCCACACGGGAGCGCAUGAGGGUGGAAGCCUUCAACGUCGCCUUCGCUCAGCUGCGGAAGCUGUUGCCUACCCUACCCCCGGAUAAGAAGCUAUCUAAGAUAGAGAUCCUACGCCUCGCUAUCUGUUACAUCGCCUACCUCAACCACGUGCUUGACGUCUGAGCAGCAUCGCCUUGCCAGAUCCAAUGCACACAUGCACCCGAUUCUUCACCGCCCUGCAGCUUCCUACCUGAGCUUCAACUCUAUACCCGACUCGACGUGCAGUGGACCAGAUAUCGUGCUUCCCAACACCUGAACUGAACUAGAGUGGAAGGAAUGGCAGACUGGAGGCGUGCAGAGGUGCUCCGUGCUGCAGAGAUACCAUGUCACGGCAUUGCUGCCGAGAAGACCGCUCUGCAUCGAAAUUAGCUUGUGUUUCUCGUCACAACAGUGCACGGCGUGGAAAGUGACACAAGAGCAAAACUUUCAUACGCGGCGCCGACCUAUUGUCUCACUGGAUGCCGAGCUAUGCACGCUUCCAAUGUCAGUCCUUGUUUUCGCCCCCACAACUCACAGGACAAAACACAAGAAAUCGACAUCACCGACGCUUCCCUCAACGCAUCAAUGCUGUCUUCUGUUAUAUCACCGGGACGAGAUCUUUUUUGCUAACAAUGUAUUCAAGGAAUCGCCGAGGGCGGAAAGACGGAAUACAGCUCACAUUAUGUUCUUCCUUUUCUUUCAGUUCAUCACUCUCUGCAAUACUCUUCCAUGUAUAUACACAAACUUUCGUAACUUUAUAAAUACAAAUACUUUCUACAAAAUUCUUCAUACAAUGAUAAGUUUACAGAAAGGAAUGGUAGUUACGAAAUUAUGAUAUUUAUGUGUAUAGUAUGUAUGAAUGCAUGCAUGCAUGCAUGUAUAAUAUGUAUGUAUUUAUGUAUGUAUGUAUGUAUGUAUAUACGAGUACGUAUGUAUCUGAUUACCCAUGAACACACGUAAUCAAUAACAAUUUAUUUAUUGGGUUAGUUUGUUAGUUAAUUAUCUGUCUACCGGUGUCCAGCAAGCUAGUUCCCACUAACUGUUCUCGGCACGUUGGUGGCAAAAGAACCUCGAUCCAAGACUCGCACUGUGCUGAUAAACGACCUCGCUUGAACUACAAACUCACGUACUAUUAUUAUUACUACAUACAAUUAAAUGUGAAUAACUUUUACA